Eimeria maxima is the source of this 1680-nucleotide messenger RNA. Its product is annotated as transmembrane domian-containing protein, putative. Gene Ontology annotation, molecular function: transmembrane transporter activity. Gene Ontology annotation, cellular component: membrane. The transcript is spliced from 7 exons. Bases 1 to 1680 code for a protein of 559 amino acids. Gene Ontology annotation, biological process: transmembrane transport. The record is from RefSeq and is a predicted model, not a curated record. Lineage: Eukaryota; Apicomplexa; Conoidasida; Eucoccidiorida; Eimeriidae.
AUGGCGUCGGAGCCGUUCAUUGACUAUAAACCAUCAUGGGAGGUGUUAGCUCAAGAAGAGGGCAGCCUAGAGUCCGCCUCGGACUCAGCGACAGAAAAGUGCCCCGUAAAGCCGUCAAAGGGGGUUGCUGACGGUGCCAAAUAUAAACACCAAGACAGUAGAGAUAGGUAUCAAUCACAGGAUGGUCUAAAGCUGCGUUCUAUAGCUGUAGUUAAUGUGUCGUCUGCCCUGGACGGCUGUGACGACCAGCUACUCCCUGCUACAUUCCGGGCCCUAGAAAGCGACUUAGGCUUUCAUCCUUCUCUUCUGGGUUACAUUACCCUCUCACAAACCCUUUGUCUUUCUAUAUUCUGCCCUCUGUGGGGAUAUUUAGCCGACCGACAUUCCAGGAAGUGGUUGCUCGUCUUCGGCACCACCGCAUGGGGGGUCAUAACGACUGCCCUCGGACUCGUCUCCGAAUUUUGGCAGGUGGCCCUGCUACGAGCGCUAAAUGGCGUCUUUUUGGGUAGUGUGGGCCCCGUGUCCCAGAGUAUUUUGGCUGACACAUCCCGUCGGAGGAGCUUGGGGUUUUCUUUCGGCCUCGUUCAGCUCUGCACCAGCAUGGGCAGGUUGGUGGGAGGUGUCGUCACGACUACUGUGGCCCAGAUACAAAUGGGAGCCCUCAAGGGCUGGCGCGCUUGCUUUAUUUGCGUGGGGGCGAUGAGCUGUUUUCUGGGUGUCAUCAUAUCCUUCGUUCUAGAGGAAAUUCCUCGCAGGAGAGUCUUGAGGCCGCGUAUGGAUGACACGGGGGGUACAGGAUCGGUAAUGCAGUCGGCUGACACCUGGAGCUCUUUCCUUAAAGAGGUCGUCACGAAGUCCCUUGCCACCCCUAGCGUCCUCAUUGUCCUUGUAGAGGGUCUGGUGGGGACAAUCCCCUGGUCGGCAUUCAGUUUCAACACGAUGUUCUUUCAAUAUUGCAACAUGUCGGACCUGAAGGCGGCAUACAUCAUGGGAGCGCUGCUUAUUGGUUCGGCGGCAGGCGGAGUCCUCGGAGGACUUUUGGGGGACAAGCUGUAUGACUGGUCUCCUGGGCAUGGCAGGCCGCUUGUUGGUCAGUUUGCCAUGGCAGUGCGGGUGCCCUUGCUGGUAGUCGCCUAUGUGGUUGUCCCGAAAGAGGAGACAUCGUUUGCAGUGUUCAUGCUAUUGGCCCUCCUGGUGGGACUCUCUUCUAUGGCGGGAGUGGCGGUUAAUAGGCCCAUUCUUGCAGACGUCGUCCGCCCAAACCACAAAGCCACUGUUUUUGCUCUGACGGUGGCAGUGGAGGGCAGCGGAGCAGCUAUCCUAGGGGCGCCGCUUGUGGGGUACUUGGCAGAGCAUUCCUUUGGAUAUUUGCGCACAACUCUGUUGGUUGCUGAAAUGCCAGAACAGCUCCGACUGGGAAACGCAAACGCCUUGGCCUCUGCUCUCGCCUUUCUUACGACGAUAAGCGCAGUGCUCGAUGAGGAGUUUCGCCAGGACGAGGAAGACAAGGAGGAGUGGCAGAGGGAGAGAGGAUCGCAAUCUGCAGAGACAGAAGCCGGCUUCUCUGCCGAUGCUGUUGCUGAAGCAUUUUUAGGGACGCAAGACAGCGCUAGUGACACUCCUCGAAGAGGGCCUUCUCCACGCAGACCCCACGACCCCGCAUUCAGUUCCAGUGACUGA